Messenger RNA from Entrophospora sp. SA101, 1209 nucleotides. NCBI's taxonomy places the organism in Eukaryota, Fungi, Glomeromycota, Glomeromycetes, Entrophosporales, Entrophosporaceae. The record is from the annotation of a GenBank genome assembly.
AUGCCAUACCAUGCAUUUCCUGUACUUAAUCAUAAUUUUCUCGUAGACAAGAAAUAUGAGUUUAUUCGAGAGUUGGGCCAAGGUGCCUAUGGUGUUGUAUGUGCAGCUAAAAAUACUGAAACAAAAGAAAGUGUUGCCAUCAAGAAAGUAACAAAAGUUUUUGAUAAAAAUAUUUUAGCUAAACGUGCUUUACGAGAAGUAAAGUUAUUAAAACAUUUCAAUGGACAUGAAAAUGUUGAGCUUAUGGAAGCCGAUCUUCAUCAAAUCAUUCGUUCAGAACAACCGCUCACUGAUGCACAUUUUCAAUAUUUUGUAUAUCAAAUCUGCAGAGGAUUAAAAUAUAUUCAUUCUGCAAAUGUGCUACACAGAGAUUUAAAACCUGGUAAUUUACUAGUAAAUGCUGAUUGUGAACUCAAGAUUUGUGACUUUGGUCUUGCUCGUGGAUUUUCAGAUUCACCAGAUCAUGAUGCAGGGUUUAUGACUGAAUAUGUUGCAACACGUUGGUAUAGAGCUCCUGAAAUCAUGUUAAGUUUUCAAAAUUAUACUAAAGCCAUAGGAUGCAUUUUUGCAGAAAUGCUUGGAGGAAAACCUUUAUUUAAAGGACGUGAUUAUGUUGAUCAACUUAAUCAAAUUCUAAGUAUUUUGGGUACACCUGAUGAAGAAACUUUAAGAAGAGUUGGAAGUGACAGGGCUCAAAUAUACAUUCGUAGUCUUCAAAGAACGCCAAAAAUUCCUUUUUCACAACUUUACGCAAGAGCAAAUCCUUUAGCACUUGAUCUGCUAGAAAAACUUUUAAAGUUUGAUCCUUCAAUAAGAAUCACAGUCGAACAAGCCCUUGCGCAUCCAUAUUUGGCUGCUUAUCACGAUGAAGAAGAUGAGCCAUCACAUGAAAAAUUAUUUGAUUUUUCUUUUGAAACUGUUAAUUCAUUAGAAGAAAUGAGGGGAAUGAUUGUUCAAGAGGUGGUGUCUUUUAAAAAAUCUAAACAAGCAGUAUUAACUGUUAAUGGUGCGCAAUUAGGCCGAAAACCAAGUCUAUCAGCCCAUGAACGUGAUUCAAUAAUGCAACCACGUCAACGGCAGCAACAGCAGCAGCAAAACAAUUAUGAUUCAUAUGCUGCUAGUCAACACGGAAUUAUAAAACCAGAAAAUAUGGAAGUAGAUGAGCAAUUGGAAAACGAAUUGGGUGGUUACAUAAACUAUCAGCAAUAA